This is a messenger RNA of Chondrus crispus (carragheen), 1389 nucleotides long. RefSeq lists its product as hypothetical. The coding region runs from base 1 to 1389 and encodes 462 amino acids. The transcript is spliced from 4 exons. Lineage: Eukaryota; Rhodophyta; Florideophyceae; Gigartinales; Gigartinaceae. The record is from RefSeq and is a predicted model, not a curated record.
AUGCUGUCGUUGCCAUAUAGGCCCAACUGCUUCGAAAACUGUUCUAAAAAAGUGCUUUACACACAGUGCACUAUACCUUGUCCAGGGGAGUAUAUCUGGUCUUCAUGCCUUUAUGUUUUGUCCGGAUAUGCACAUCCUAUCGCCCAGCAAUUCCUCUUCUCGCACCAGAGCUGUUUUUCCUACUCAUGUCAUUUCCAUCAACAAGUGACACUCGCUUCUUUGAGACCCAUCUUAUCUACUCUUACAAAAAUGGCUUUCUUGCGCCAAACCUUGUUCUUCCUGACCAUUGUAGUUAUUGCUACACGAAAUGUUGCACACGCUCAAGACGAUUUCGGGCAGGUGCUUCUCGAAGCCUUUACCACAGGCAUGUUUGACGGGGACAAUUCGGGACAGUCUCAACCUGGACCCGUUCCGACUCAAACACCCUCAGCGCUAGGCUUCCCCAGAGUCACAUUACAACCUGCGGUUCCUGAUGCGUCGCUUGAAUUCGAAACAAGCACCCCGGAGGAGCUUGGGACUUCCGCCAGCGAAAGUCCUGAAGGAAGCUGGGAGAGUUCGCCUGGCGGAAGCCCAGAUGCAACUCUGGAGUUCAACUUUUUUGUGAGUCCUUCCCCUUCUUUUGAGUUCGACCUUGCUGCAAGCCCUGCGUACACCCCGCAAGAAACCGCUGAAGAAACACCAGAACCUACUGAAGUAUUAGGAAACAAACCUGUUGAAACAUUGGAACCCAUUUCACAGUACGUGGAGCCGAGCCAAGCCCCAUUGGCAGACCCCAUGACAGGGCUGUUUGACAUGUCCCUCGCGAGUCCAAUCGAAGACUUCGAUCAGUUCAGCUCGAUGGAGCAGGAAUUCAUCGCAGGGACGCUCACCAUGCGCAAGCCUAUCAGAGUCAACUGCGGGAGCUUCGACGACAGAAACAAUUUCAAGAAAGAUGUGAACAAGUGGUUUGACAACCAAUCUGUAGCUGUGGAGGACAAAUUUGCUAGUGCCUUAUUCGAGACAACCCCAGAAGCCCUCCUGUACUCCACAUAUCGCUAUUCCGCAAAAAAUCUGACGUAUACAGUUCCCAUUCCAAGCCAAGGGAUGUGGAGAGUGACUUUGCAGUGGGCUGAAAUUGAUCCGGCAUACAUGGACGAGGGCGCCCGCGUAUUCACAGUUGAAAUCAAUAGAAUUGAGCGCGACGCUUCGGUUGAUGUUUAUCGCGAUUCUCCAGCCGGAAAGUACUCACCUCUCGUCCGAACAUACGUCGUGGACGUGAUAGACUCGUCUAUAGUCAUAACGUUGGGUCAGAAGGUUGGCGAACCAAUGCUGAGCGCUUUUCAAGCGACUCACAUUAGUCCCUUCACAAACAACACGAUACAGAGGCGACGAAAGUGCGAGACCAAAUGA